AUGGCAGGUUGGAUUGAUUUUCUUUUUUUGUUGGCACUCAUUGUUUUAGUUGUUAACUUUGUUUGUGAAUGCGUUGCCUCUAAUGAACUUUGUUGAUUUAAUUCGCUCAUUUGUUGGGUUGCAAUUUGUUCUGAUAUGUUCACAGCUUUCAUUGUAAGAUAAGUUUUAUUGGAUUUUGAGGGUUGUAGAAUUGAUAAUAAAGCACUCAAUGGUGCCAUCAGUUACUUGCCUUGGAACUUCAAUAAGUUUGGACUCUUAUCAUUUAGUUCAGAAGUUAGGAUUUGACGCAAUUUUGAGUUUAAUGGUUGGAUUAAUUGUCACUAUUGAGAUAUUCCCAGAUUUCAGGGCAACAAGAAUUCCGGCCAGUUGGAUAGAACAUUAAAGGAUCUCUGUUUCACGGGGAGAGUUAAAGAAGCUGUUGGAAUAUUAUGCUGCACAGGAGUGCAAGUGCAUGCUGACACGUAUUCACUUGUCUUGCAAGAAUGCAUUUUUAGGAAGGAAUAUAAACAGGGCAGAAGAAUUCAUUGGCAAAUGGUGGCAUUUGGAUUCGUUCCCGAUGAGUAUCUAAAGAUCAAGAUUUUGAUCCUGUAUGCAAAGUCUGGAGAUUUGGAUUCCGCACACAUUCUUUUUGAUAUGUUGCUAAUGAAAACUUUGAUUUCAUGGAAUGCAUUAAUUGCAGGAUACGUGCAAAAGGGGAUGGACGAGGUGGGCUUGAGUCUGUAUCACAGGAUGAGACAGCUUGGUUGGAUGCCUGACCAGUACACCUUUGCCUCUGUGUUUAGGGCCUGUUCCUCUCUAGCUGUACUGGAACAGGGCAAACAAGCCCAUGGUGUACUGAUUAAGAGUCAAAUUAACGGAAAUGUUGUAGUUAAUAGUGCACUUAUGGAUAUGUAUUUCAAAUGCAGUAGCCCUUUUGAUGGGUUUAGAGUAUUUAAUACGUCUUUGGACAGAAAUGUCAUAACUUGGACUUCAUUAAUAUCUGGAUAUGGCCUGAACGGGAGAGUGUCUGAGGUCUUGAAUUCUUUUCAUCAGAUGAUAAGUGAAGGUGUCAAACCAAACCAAAUCACGUUUCUUGCUGUACUUUCUGCAUGCAGCCAUGGAGGACUGGUGGAUAAAGGGUGGGAAUACUUUUCUUCAAUGAUGAGAGACUAUGGUGUUCAGCCAAGAGGAAAGCAUUAUGCAGUCAUGGUUGAUCUUUUAGGCCGUGCUGGUAGACUAGAGGAGGCUUACGCAUUCGUCCAAAUAUCACAUUAUAAAGAGCACCCAGCAGUAUGGGGGGCUUUACUUGGCGCGUGUAGAAUUCAUGGAAAUAUAGAUAUGGUGAAACUUGCUGCGAAGAACUUCUUUGAAUUAGAACCUGAAAAUGCUGGAAAGUAUGUAGUCCUGUCUAAUGCUUAUGCGACGUUUGGUUUAUGGAAGAAUGUCGCAGAGAUUAGGAGGGUAAUGAAAGGGUCAGGAAUAAAAAAGGAGCCUGGUUAUAGCAUGAUAGAGGUACGAAAGGAGGUCCAUUUCUUCUUUAUGGGACAUAAUACUCAUAGUGAAACAGAACAGAUUCAUGGGCUGAUUAGAGAAUUAGCCUUUAUAAUGAAAGAUGCUGGCGAUGCCCCGGACUUCAAUAUUGAAUUGGAGUAAAAUUAUAGUUCCUAUGGUGAUCAGAUUUUAUUGGUGUUUAUUAUCUUAGAAAGUCCAGAAUUGGAAUUCAGCUACAUUUUUUCAGUAGCAUAAAUGCUCAUCACUCAUCAGUGGUGAGAUAUGGGAAAUGUUAGAUAGACGUGCCAUAUUUUCAGUUAGCAACUAAUCAAUUCCGACAGUUGGACUACUAUGUUGAGAAUAAAUGCAAACUUUCUGCAUAAAGACAACAUGAUGGACUGUAUCUAAAGAAGUGUAGCCAUAAUAAAAUCGAACAAAGACAAUAGGUACGGGUUAGAUUCUAUUGUGACACAUGAUGGAGAAAAGUUGCCAUGCUUGCCUGUAGCAGAUCUCUCCUCAGUUCGAGAAAAGCUGGGUGCUGAGUUAUAUG
Salvia miltiorrhiza (redroot sage) is the source of this 2020-nucleotide messenger RNA. RefSeq names its product pentatricopeptide repeat-containing protein At4g16470. The record is from RefSeq and is a predicted model, not a curated record. The transcript has 2 exons. Gene Ontology annotation, molecular function: protein binding; RNA binding. Gene Ontology annotation, biological process: RNA modification. Lineage: Eukaryota; Viridiplantae; Streptophyta; Magnoliopsida; Lamiales; Lamiaceae.